Messenger RNA from Cavia porcellus (domestic guinea pig), 1701 nucleotides. It is a transcript of the gene Ddit4l, whose product is annotated as DNA damage inducible transcript 4 like. The transcript has 2 exons. Gene Ontology annotation, cellular component: cytoplasm. Lineage: Eukaryota; Metazoa; Chordata; Mammalia; Rodentia; Caviidae. Gene Ontology annotation, biological process: negative regulation of signal transduction. Bases 265 to 780 code for a protein of 171 amino acids. The record is from RefSeq and is a predicted model, not a curated record.
UGCUAGCGAAGAGCACCCUGAGCUCGCGGGAGCCUUGCAGUAGCAUGUGCGGGUUCCCGGGGACAUAGGGCUCUGCCUGGCGCCUGCCUCGGUUGUCCCCGCGCGGCCUGGGUGAAGGGCGGGAGAGACAGGAGGGGCUCUAAGCAGGCACUUGGGCAGCUGCCAGGCCUCACAGAUCCCUCGGCGGCGCUUCACCCUGCACCAGCGGGUGCCCAAGCCCUCCACGUCCCCUCCUCCCUCUGCAAGCUGACGGACGCGAGGGACAUGGUGGCCUCUGGCAGCGCGCAGAGCGACUUUGACUACUGGGACUAUGCUGCCCCUGAGCCCAACCUGCGGCAGGUGGUACUCGAGGAGCCUGCGUGCUGGAGCCUGGCUGCCAUGCUGGAGCAAUGCCUGUCCAGGUCCAAGCAGACCAAACUGGGCUGCUCCACAGUGCUGGUGCCUGAGCAGCUGACCCGACGCAUCGCCCAGGACGUCCUGCGACUGUCAUCCACAGAGCCCUGUGGCCUGCGGAGCUGCGUGAUACAGGUGCAGCUGGAAGCAGGCGAUGUGUGCAAGAGGCUGGGCCAGAUCGUGUGCGACACCAGCAUGGCACCCACAUUCGAGCUGACGCUGGUGUUCAAGCAGGAGCCCCGCUCCUGGGACGGCUUCAGGAACAUCUUCAGCAGAGGCUGCCUCUCCUCUGGCCUGGGGCGUACACUGAUUCUCAGCCCAGGCUUCCGACUUGUCAAGAAAAAACUGUACUCUCUGCUGGGACCCAUGGUCACUGAGGGGUGCUAGGAAGGACAAACAUUCCAGAGGUUCUUUAGGGAGAGGGUAAUAAAAAUGCACAGCUGCUCAGGCACAGGCAUCCUUAGUGUGAUCUGCUGCCCUUAAUUAGGCCACUUCUUUUCAUUUGUCCUUAGACUUGGAUCAGCUCUAGAGGUGGUUUUUUGGCUUUUGAGCAAUAACCCAAAAAAGUACAUUUUAUACAUAUAUCACGUUUCUAUCAAGUUUUUGUGGAGUUUUUACUCUCUUAGAUUUUCUAUUUGACUCCACAAUCUUUUGUGGUCAUUCUUAGGAACCAGGGGUCCCCCAUAUGUGUUCACAGUGCUUGUCCUCUAAGCGCCCCUUAACUGUACACAGUGGUGCUCAGUUCCUGAGGCACCCAGAAGCCCAACCCAGCUUCCGCUCACAGUUUGAGCUCCUAAGAGCUCCCUUGUGUGACAGUGAGGAAGACACGUAACAGAAGCCCCAGUGGCUCACACUGGUGCCGUGUCCUCAUGUCUUGGUGACUGAGUGGCUGUGGUGGUGCUUCAAGGACCCCUGUACCAAGCUCAGUCCUCCUCCUCCAGGACUGAGCACGGCCUCUGCACCAGACAAGGGGUAGUGUCGCCCUUUCCGUGUGACGCUUGGUUGAUGCCAUCCAGGGAAAACUGAUUCCGGGGCCAGGAAGACGGGAAGGAGCUGGCAGUGCAGUCCCAUUCGAUUCUGCUGGGCAGCGCCACUAGCUGCUGGGGUCCAAGUGAGGGGGAGGGCAGGGCUCUCCCCAGUCCUGGUCCACGGAGAUGCCAGGCUGAGCUGCACCCAUCACAGUGAGUGACCAGAUAUGGGGAUUCACAGAAGGCUCACACUGCAUGAGAAAGACCACAGGUCAUAUCCCUGAGUCCAGUAAUACCAGCUCCCUCCCGCCAGGCAGGAAUAAAGACUAAUUAGAUCAUU